Molecule: messenger RNA, 2449 nt
Organism: Siniperca chuatsi (mandarin fish)
Lineage: Eukaryota; Metazoa; Chordata; Actinopteri; Centrarchiformes; Sinipercidae
Gene: dusp22a
Product: dual specificity phosphatase 22a
Exons: 7
Coding region: 396-1022 (208 amino acids)
Biological process (GO): protein dephosphorylation; positive regulation of JNK cascade; regulation of cell population proliferation
Cellular component (GO): cytosol
Molecular function (GO): protein tyrosine/serine/threonine phosphatase activity
Source: RefSeq, a predicted model, not a curated record
AAUGAAGGCUGGGAAAGUAGCCUACAGCUGAACUGACGAGUUGACUGCAACAUGCUGUGUGAUGUCACUUACCGGAUGAACCCGCAGCUGCAGUUGUUUCACGUCAAAACAAUCCGGAAGACGAUACAGCAUGACGGAACUGUAGUUGGUGCUGAGCUGAGACGAGGUUAAGGCUGAAUUAAUAACACUAGUGUGUUAGUCAUGGUAGUGGGACUUAGUAAUGUUGUGGAAUAGAAGACAAACAUAGCGACUCAAGCGUAGGUUGUCCACUGUUUUAUAGGCUGGAAGUCAGUCAGUUCAGCCUGGCGUUGUGGAUUCAAUAUCCAUGUUAACUUAUCGUAGCAGUUCUAGAUAUUAAAGUCUUGUAGCUCAUCGCAGACUGGUUCAGAGUAAUCAUGGGCAAUGGAAUGAAUAAGGUUGUCGAUGGGCUCUACCUUGGGAACAUAAGAGAUGCAGAAAACAGAGAAAGUCUGUCUAAGAAUGGCAUCACCCACAUCCUGUCUGUGUACAACAAUGCUAAGCCUGUGUUUGAGGACAUGACGUACCUUUGUAUACAUGCAGCUGAUGCUUCCAGCCAGAACCUAUUACAGCAUUUUAAAGAAUGCAUCAGCUUCAUCCAUGAAUGUCGCCUGAAUGGUGGAUCUUGUCUCGUUCACUGCCUUGCAGGUGUGUCCCGCAGCACUACCAUGGUGGUGGCCUACCUGAUGACUGUCACCCACUACAGCUGGGAGGAGUGUCUGUCUGCGGUCAAGGCUGUUCGCUCCUUUGUCGGCCCAAACUAUGGCUUCCAGCAGCAGCUGCAGGAGUACCAGACAACACAAGUCUCAGAGUACCAAGCAUGGUUACGGUCCAGUUUCCGUCCCAGUCCAUUUAAUGACCAGGAGCAGGUGGGCGCCCUGCUGAGCCAGUACACAGAGCAACAGCAGAGCCAGAGGAGAGGGGCAGACCAACGCUGGAUAAAUCACGGUGUACCUGUCUGUUCUCUGCCGUCCGAUCCUGAUGAUCCUGAAGGCAGCAGCUGAAACGUGGGCCUCUGAUCAUGCUAAAGUACUGCCUAAUGCUGUCUGUAAGUGCCAGUAACUAUUACUCUGUACUCAAUUCCAAAUCAACCCCAUGUUGUAUCCAACUUUAAGGCCUUUGUACAACUCUGCAAGCAUAGGAUGAAAUAAAUGCCCCCUUAAAGUAUAUGUUUUAUACUUUAUUUGCAUCUGUCUACUCAUUUUUAAGCAAUUGAGGUUGAUUUAGAAUUGGGCUACAGACUCCUCCACUACCAGUACUGCCUGUGCUCCCUUAAUUGAGUACAGCCACAACAGGGGUGCUCACACAUGCCUUACUCUAAACACCUCAGCACCUUUGCCAUGAUGAAUAAACUAUACUUCCAUGUGGACUUUUAACACCUGCAAUGUUCAACUCGGUAGCCUUAAAGACGUGACUAAUUAAUGCUGUCUUAAAGGAACAUUUUGUCUCUAAUUAUGUGGAUAAUGAAAUCCACAAACCUACAACCAAUUUGAUUAUUACCAAUUAUUCUGACAAGUUAUUCUGACAUGUACCAGAUUGCAAUCCCGUCCAGGCUCUUAAUGGUAAACCGUUUGAUCACCGCUGCUUGCUGGGCUGGUCAGCAUAAAAUUUGUUAUUAUGUACAUCCUACUGAAAGCAAGUGCUACUGCUUGCCUGUCAGAUGUUUAAAUGCUAUUGACAUUGCAUGUACCAUUUAAAUACACAAUAACCAAACAAUGGUCAUGGUGUCGUUAGCAGAUAUGCUAGCCACUUACAAAAUGCAAAAAAUAUAUCACUGUUGCACAUCACUGCCCAUGGAGUAAACAACAUUUGUUUACACCCAGUUGGAUACUGUUCUUUUAUUCCAGUUUUUACUUUUUGUUUCAUUUGGCUUAUCUUUGAAGAAAAUUUGUACUAAUGUCUAUAACAGAAUCCAACGCCAAUAAUCCACAGUGGAACAUCUUAUCAGGCAGAGAGAACAAACGAAAAAGUUGUACAACAGCCAAACAGCCUGUAGUUUGUCCACUAUGAACUGAUGUCAUAUAAGCCAGGGGUGGGAUUUGUUAGUAAACUAGACUGCUUCAGUUGGCUACAGAGUUGUAGAGAACAUUAGUUCAUACCGUGGCCUUAUAAAGACACGUAACUAGGAGUAACAUAGUUUGAAGUUUCAAAAUUGGCAAAAUGUUCCUUUAAGUAAUACAUCGCAGGUUAAAUUGGGAGCUACAUAAAUUAUGGCUGAGUAAAACUAUAGCUACACAUGAAGGAUCUCUGCAGUCUGAACGCUUAAGUCUUCCUGAUUUUACUGAAGCUCUGAUUUAUCUUUUUAUUGUAAUAAAGCAUAUUUUUAGGUAAUUUGUGUUAUAAAUUCAUGGGUAUAGUUAACUGUUUUAAUCGUGUAUUUAUGGUGUUUUUUGUUUGUGUUUUAUAAUAAAAUGCAGUGAUUGACAAAAAA